Trametes versicolor FP-101664 SS1 is the source of this 1437-nucleotide messenger RNA. RefSeq lists its product as uncharacterized. NCBI's taxonomy places the organism in Eukaryota, Fungi, Basidiomycota, Agaricomycetes, Polyporales, Polyporaceae. The transcript has 3 exons. The record is from RefSeq and is a predicted model, not a curated record. The coding region runs from base 1 to 1437 and encodes 478 amino acids.
AUGGUCGGUGGAGCCGGGAAAGUCGACGGGCACAGCGCCCUACAGGGCGAUCAUUCCGGGGCACUAUCAAGUCGUUCAACCCUUCAGGAUCGGCUUGUCGCAGAGGAUCUUUCCAUUUUGCUACCCGAUAUUUCCACCCUUUCGUUGGAGCCUCAACGUCAAGACCGAAAUGCCCAUGCUCUGCCGAAUACGCUUGGCAACUUCUCUGAGGGCCUCGAUCAGGUUGAUUUCUCUGGACGAUCUACAACGGAACUCAGCAGCGCGCAAGACGAGUACUUCAAGAAGAACGACGUCCCUCUGCCACCGGAGUUGUGGCUAAGAAUUGUAGGGCUUCUCCCUGAUGCGGACCAACGCACUCUGGCAGACGUUGCAACGGUCUGUUCAUUGUUCAAGAGCGCUGCCGAAGCGGAGCUCUACAGAUACCCGGAGCUAAGCAACACUCGAGCUUUGAAAACAUUUGCGUCCACCAUUCGAGUAUCUCCGGACCACGCAGGGCUGGUCCGGGGACUUCGCCUCGGGUGCCCCGAAGCACAAACCUCGGGGUACAUAUCCGCGGUCAAUGGCAUUCUUCCCGAACUCCGGCGGCUCAACACGCUCGAUCUUUCCGGUCUGGGGGACGUGUGUGUGCCUGAGCCGGUCGCGGUCGACAUAUUGAAGGACCCCGACGGGCUGAAAUUCUCCUCACUGCGCCGCAUUCGCGGACUCGGUCUAUAUCUCAGCCCCCGGCUGAUGAUGAUCCUAAAAGGACUACCAGCUCUAGUCGAAGUCCCGGCACACGCCUACGCCUCCCUCCCUGAUCCUGAUAUCGAGGAUGAGGACGACUUCGAACUUCUGGAUAUCCCGAGGAAGCUGCCGCGAUUGUGCGCUCUGUCAUGCCCGUAUUCAAUGCUUGACGGCGUGACUACCCCGGGCAACAUCACGUCGUUAUGCCUUUCCAAGGUAUGCCGCAAGGAAAUGGGCGAAGUAGCUAGUCUCUUCGGGCCACAGCUCGUCAGAUUGCGCGUGGAACGCAAGCUCAGGCCUGCGGGCUACGCUGGGAUGGCGUACCCCACCAACUGGAACUGUUGGUUGCAGUUCCCGCGGCUGCGCUUUCUCGACAUCCAAGACUUCGGCAAGCGGUGCCGUGACUUGAAGACCGAGACUAUCAAGGUGGGAAACCUGCCCCCAUCGCUCGAGACCCUCCUGUGGGACCCAACGUGGAUCGCGGACUGUGCUUUGCAUGACUCGCGCACGGAGGAGUGGAGGCGUGUUCAGAUCAGGUCGUUCGCGGAGACCGUUUUGCGAGGCUCCUCCGGGCUUCGCACGGUAGUGUACCGCUGGAGGCGAGACGUGUCUUAUCAGUGCGCUCUGGUAGGUGGCAGGGAGGGGCGUUUUUGCGAGUUCCUUGCGGAUCCGCUGGUGCAGGACCCAUACGCGUGGGCGGACUAUCGUAGCUGA